Molecule: messenger RNA, 768 nt
Organism: Talaromyces atroroseus
Lineage: Eukaryota; Fungi; Ascomycota; Eurotiomycetes; Eurotiales; Trichocomaceae
Exons: 2
Coding region: 1-768 (255 amino acids)
Biological process (GO): cellular response to carbon dioxide; cellular response to oxidative stress
Cellular component (GO): cytoplasm
Molecular function (GO): carbonate dehydratase activity; zinc ion binding
Source: RefSeq, a predicted model, not a curated record
AUGGCAGCACGGUCUAUGUCUAUGGCGUCCAUCAGGACUCUGCUUCGACGGCCGUGCUUGUUGACGGGGCGUGCCGUGAAUCAAAUCCCAUCUGCUUUGAACCAUUCUAACCCCCGUGCCUGCCACUCCUCUGCAGCAGACAACAGCAACAAACUUGAAACGGGCCUCCAGUACAACAAGGAAAACUGGGCGCCCGCAUACCCCGAGCGCUUCCCCGAGCUCGCCCACGGCCAAAAGCCGCAAAUCCUCUGGAUCGGCUGCUCCGACUCGCGCUGCCCGGAGACAUCGCUCCUGGGCCUGAAUCCCGGCGAUGUCUUUGUGCACCGCAACAUCGCCAACAUCGUGCACGAAGCCGACCUCAGCUCUUCGUGCGUCAUUGACUUUGCCGUCGGCGUGCUCAAAGUCAACCACAUCGUGCUGUGCGGCCACACCGCCUGCGGAGGCGUGAAUGCUGCCCUGGGCAACUCCAAACUCGGCAUCCUGGAUACCUGGCUGCUGCCGCUGCGGAAGCUGAGGCAAGAGAAUCUCGAGGCUCUGCAGGCCCUGGAGCCCGCCCACGCUAUUGUCAAAUUGGCCGAGCUCAACGUGCUCGAUGGCAUCAGCAAGCUUAAGGAAAAGGGCGUCGUGAUUGACGCUAUUGAGCAGCGCGGCUUGAAGGUACAUGGUGUUAUCUAUGAUGUUGCCUCGGGCUUGUUGCGUGAUGUUGGUGGCGGAGAGGAAUCCCAGGGUGCUGUCAAGGCUCGCCUGGCUGCGUUUAAGAUUGCCUAG